Eremothecium cymbalariae DBVPG#7215 is the source of this 2967-nucleotide messenger RNA. It is a transcript of the gene CYM1, whose product is annotated as pitrilysin family metalloprotease. The record is from RefSeq and is a predicted model, not a curated record. The transcript has a single exon. NCBI's taxonomy places the organism in Eukaryota, Fungi, Ascomycota, Saccharomycetes, Saccharomycetales, Saccharomycetaceae. Gene Ontology annotation, biological process: protein processing. Bases 1 to 2967 code for a protein of 988 amino acids. Gene Ontology annotation, molecular function: metal ion binding. Gene Ontology annotation, cellular component: mitochondrial matrix.
AUGCUGCGAUUUCGGAGAUGUAUAUCCCAGGGUUUGGAUCAUAAACGGUCGAAAAAGUAUCCUAUUGGGAUGGUUUUCCACGGAUAUAAGAUCAAUCGAGUACAGGACAUUCCUCAGUUCAGUAUGACGGCUGUGGAACUGAACCACGAGCAGACGGGUGCUCGGCAUUUACAUGUGGACCGUGAUGAUGGCAACAAUGUGUUCAGCAUUGGUUUCAAGACAAAUCCUCCUGAUAAGAGUGGAGUGCCGCAUAUUCUUGAACAUACUACGCUAUGUGCAUCGCAGAAGUAUCCGGUCAGGGAUCCAUUUUUCAAGAUGCUAAAUCGUUCGUUGGCGAACUUUAUGAAUGCAAUGACUGGGCAUGAUUAUACUUUCUACCCUUUUGCCACCACCAACAAGAAGGACUUUGCAAAUUUGCGUGAUUUGUAUUUAGACGCGACGUUACAUCCAUUGUUAAGGCACGAGGAUUUCCUACAGGAGGGUUGGAGGCUUGAACAUAGUGAUGUUAAAGAUCCGGCUAGUGAUAUUGUGUUCAAGGGCGUUGUUUAUAAUGAGAUGAAGGGCCAGGUUUCCAAUGCCGAUUACUACUUUUGGAUUAGACACCAGGAGGCAAUAUAUCCAUCCCUUCAUAAUUCUGGGGGGGAUCCUGAGGAGAUAACGAACCUGAAAUAUGAUGACCUGGUUGCCUACCACAGGCGUUCAUACCAUCCUUCAAAUUCCAAAACGUUCACUUACGGAAAUUUCCCCCUGAUUGACACAUUACAGCGGCUCAACGAAGAGUUUUGUGGGUACGGUAAGCGCUUGGGACAAGGGCCAAAAGAACUGUUACCAUUGAAACUUACUAAAGAUGUUGAAAUUCACGAGAUGUGCGAGUUGGAUCCCAUGUUGCCUCCAGAUAAACAGCUGAGGACAUCUGUUACUUGGAUCUGCGGCAGUCCAGAGGAUACAUACGAAUCUUUUAUAAUGAGAAUGCUGGGGAACCUCCUAUUUGAUGGUCAUUCCUCACCGUUUUAUAAGAGGUUAAUUGAAUCGGGUCUUGGAUAUGAAUUUUCAGUCAAUACUGGGGUAGAGUCACAUACUUCCUCAAAUUUCAUCACAAUUGGUGUUCAAGGUUGCAAGAAUGCUGUGGAAAUUCAUAAAGAAAUCCAGGAGAUAUUCAAGUCCAUCCUUGAUCGGCCAUUUGAGAAUGAAAAAAUCGAAGCAAUUUUACACCAGCUAGAAUUGUCUAAGAAAGACCAAAAGUCUGAUUUUGGAUUACAGUUAUUAUAUUCUAUCCUACCUGGCUGGGUUAACAAGACCGAUCCCUUCGACGUUAUGUGUUUUGACAAUAUUCUGAAGAGAUUCAGACAUGAUUGGGAGGAUAAGGCAGAUCAACUAUUCAAAGAUUUAAUUUACAAAUAUGUGAUUAGUAAACCUUGCUUCAAGUUUACAAUGGAAGGCAAUGCGAAUUUUUCAAAAACUUUGGAGAUCAAAGAGCAAAAACGAUUACAACAGAAAUUGAGCUCUCUCAACGCAGAUGAUAAGAAGGUUAUCUAUGAGCGUGGUUUGCAACUUCAAAAGUUACAAAAUUCUAAACAAGAUCUCUCUGUACUACCCACGUUGACUGUGAAUAACAUCCCUCGUGUAGGUGAUGCAUAUCCCGUGGAAACCAACGGCCAACAGACGCACCGUAUAACGAAAACGAAUGGGAUUACCUAUCUUAGGGGCAAGCGUUCGUUAAAUGGAAUUAUUCCAUUUGAGCUAUAUCCGUAUUUGCCUUUGUUUGUUGAGUCUCUGACAAAUCUCGGCACCUCUAAUGAGGAGUAUUCCAAAAUUGAGGAACAAAUGAAACUCCACACAGGAGGGAUAUCCACUUCAAUUAAUGUCAACUCAGACCCUAUAUCCUGUCUGCCUGAACUGCAAUUUGACUUUAGCGGUUGGUCCUUGAACAGCAAAACGCAGCAUAUAUUUGAUCUUCUGAAGAGAAUAUUGUGCGAUACGGAUUUUAGUAGUAACAAGGACAAGCUUAAGGUUCUAAUCAGGUCUUUGGCAUCAUCUAACACAGCUGCGGUCGCGGAAAGUGGGCACUUAUAUGCGCGCAGCUUUGCUGCGGCUCACAUUGAUUCUACAAAAUCAAUCAAUGAAACAUUGUCGGGUGUAGAACAGCUCAAGUUCCUCAAUCGUUUGCCUGAAAUUUUAGAAGAUGAACAAAUGUUUCAAAAGGAAAUCAUUGAGAAGCUUGAACUACUAAAGAAAUAUAUUAUCUCUUCCGACAAUGUCAAAUUUAUGGUGACAACUGACUCCCCAGAACAUCUCCGUUCAAUAGAAAAUCAAAUCUCUAGUUUCUUGAGAGAACUCCCUCAGACAAAGUUACCUUCACUUCACCCUGUGGCUAAUUACCCUGUUUUAAAGAUGUCAGAUAACACCCAGCCAGCAAUCAUUCCGUUUCCAUUUCAAGUGCACUACACUGCCCAGUCUUUGGCAGGUGUUCCAUACGUUCAUGAAGAUGGUGCAUCGUUGCAGGUAAUGGCAAACCUGCUGACCUUCAAGUAUUUACAUCGCGAAAUCCGUGAGAAAGGUGGCGCAUACGGUGGAGGUGCUUCAUACAGUGGCAUGGACGGCCUCUUGAACUUCUUCUCAUAUAGAGAUCCACAUCCUGUCAAUAGUAUGUCUGUGUUCAACAAUGCAGGAAAAUACUUACUCAAUGAUGCAAAUCUAACGGAAAAGGACUUGGAUGAAGGUAAACUAACAAUCUUCCAAAAAGUCGAUGCCCCGAUUAGCGCAAGAGCUGAGGGCUCGGUUGCUUUCCACUACAACUUGACCGAUGAUAUGAGACAGAAAAGAAGGGAACAACUUUUAGACGUAUCGUUACCAGAUAUUCGACGUGUAACCGAGAAGUACCUGGUGAAUUCCAAUCCAGAACGUCGCUUCAGCGUUGCCAUCGGUCCCGAGAUCGAGCGCAUCACCAAGCCUUCAGAAAAGGCUUAA